GGAUCGCGUCCUCCUGCCCUUCGCCGCCGUUUGGCUGCCCCCGGUGCCUCCUGUGGUCCCCGGUGCAGGGUCGCAGCCUCUUCGGGUGUGCGGGAGCGGGACCAGUGCUUCCUACUGAGGGGGAAGGGGUGCUCCGUGCUUGGCUCCUGGGGCUCUCCGGAGACCUGCUGUAUCCUCUCCGGGGUGGUCGGCUCGCCUUGGUUCGGGUUUGCAGAAGGGCCGGGCUGCAGCAGGAUUAACGCAUCCCAUCAGGGAAAUGCCUGCGGGAGCUGGGCUGUGCCCUCAGAGCAGCUUGGCUUUCCUUCAUCAGAGAGGAGGAAAAGGCAGAGAACCCGAGCGCUGCUUCAUCCAGCAGUGUGUCACAUCUGAAAGCUUCUGGCUUAGCAGCUGCUGCUUGUUGAGCCCUUUGCAAGAAGGUUACCUGUUCACAGGCAGUGCUGGAAACAGAAUAGGGGCAACUGAAGGGGCUUGAGUAUUAGACUAUUUUCCUCACAAACAAGCAAUGGCUGUGGAUGUAGCAAUGCAGCUAUACCUUUGCUCUUCACCCUUGCUAAGAGACAAGUGUGCCUGCAAAAUUGCUCCGAAGCCAAGCAAGCCACUGCGGCCCUGCAUCCAGCUGAGCAGCAAAACUGCACUGACCGGACCAGAAGAGGCAGCAAACUCCUUCACACACAACAAAGCGAAGAAGAGGGUGUCGUUUGCAGACAGCAGGGGCUUCGCUCUGACAAUGGUGAAGGUGUUCUCAGAGUUUGACGAUACACUAGAUAUUCCUUUCAACAUCACAGAGCUGAUAAACAAUAUUGUGGGCCUGACAACAGUGGAGCGGGACAGCUUUGUCCUGGAUUUUGUUCAGCCCUCUGUGGACUACCUGGACUUCAGAAACCGCCUCCAGGUGGACUGUGUCUGCCUUGAAAACUGUAUGUUGAAGGAGCGAUCCGUUGUGGGAACAGUGAAGGUGAGGAACCUGGCUUUUGAAAAGACUGUGAAGAUCAGGAUGACGUUUGACACCUGGAAAAACUUCGUAGAUUACCCAUGCCAGUAUGUCAAGGAUACGUAUGGAGGGUCAGAUCGGGACACCUUUUCCUUUGACAUCAGUUUGCCAGAGGGGAUUCAGUCCCAUGAAAGAGUGGAGUUCGCCAUCUCCUUUGAGUGCAAUGGGAAGAUGUACUGGGACAGCAACAGAGGCACAAAUUACAGGAUCAUAAGGUCAGAACUGAAGUCUGCCCAGGAUGCUGUCUGCCCCCCCCAGGGCCCUGACUUUGGCAGUGCCUUUGACCAAUUUGGGAGCCCUCGGUGCUCCUACGGCCUCUUUCCUGAGUGGCCCAGCUAUUCAGGCUAUGAGAAGCUAGGGCCUUACUACUGACCCAAGGACAGAGUCCUGACUGACUAGCUGUUGUUGGCAUGUCCGCAGGCCUGAGAGCUGGUCUGAAUGCAAGGUGUAUGAAAAGGACAAAGAUGUAUGGUUUUGGGCAGCUCUGCAUGAGCCUUGGAGCAAAACCAGUUGUGGAAUGCUCUGCUGGCGGUGGACUGAAUUGCUAGGGAAGUGUCUCUGGCUCAAAGGGCUGCCUUCCGUGCCCCAGCUUGGAUAACUGGCUCUCCAGAUGCUCAAAGAACCAGGAGCUGUUGCUCGCAUUUCUCUUCAGUGCUGCUACUCCCUCCUCAUCUGUAAAGCUGCUAGUCUCCUGGGAAACACUACAGUGCUUGUAUCACAUGUCCAAACUAUGUAGUGGUGGUUGGUUUGUAUUCCUUACCUAGUGCUAAAAAGCUUUUUCAAAGUAUGUUCUAUUAUAGUUUUAGUGAGCUGUACUUCAGCUGCAGGGCUCUCCUUGCAAAGCUGGCCUGUGCUUGUCAAGUAGUAGAGGGGGUGGCUUGCAUGGAAUGGAGUACCAUCCUUGCAUGCGACCUUGUAGUGUGAGGUCCUUCCUACUGGAUCCAGAAAGGGUGUUUUGGAAGUGAAAAUGCAACUGUGAUGACAGGAAAUGUUGUCCUACAGGCUGCCAUAUUUGGAGACUUGUGUGCCUGUGGGAGAAGAUCUCAUGCUUAGUCACCAGUUUUUUAUCAGCUGAUCUCUAAAAAUCUCUUGUGGUGUUACCUAAAAUAGAGAUUAGCUGUAGCUGUGUGGUGCUUGUAGUACUGCUGUGGGUUGACAGCCUUGAAUGACUUCUUAAAUUUAAUAAUCACAAGUCAUCAAUGAUGCUUUUUCCCUUUGAUUGACAUCUGACAUCUGCUGUUGGCCAUGUUGGGCCCUGAAAACACAGUUCUUCCUCCUGUGGACUGUAAAACAGGGCUUUGUCUGGCUGGGGCCCAGAGUCAUAAGCAGGAGGCUGUGGUCAGGUGUUACAGGAGCUAAAUGCAGGUGGAUCAUAAGGCUAUUCUGUGCUGUGUCCGGUUACAAGAAGGUAACUGUUGUGUACCUAAUGGUGGAAGUGCCUUGACUGAGAAAGGGGUGGUAUGUGUGAUCCCAGUGAUGUUUUGGGAUAAACAGGCUUUGGAAAUGACACUGGUUUUAAAAAAAGAUCUUCCAAUGGCUUGUUACUCCAUGCCAUGGACUGCUUGACAGCUAAUGGUGUGGCCCUGCUCACAUGCAAGGAUGUUGUGGCUAUACUGGGUGAACAUCAUCAUGCCGGGCUUCCCUUGCUGUUGUAGCAGUAGCUGCCUUUUCAACCUGUAAAUGCCCAAGCUUUGCAUCUCUGUGUCCAUAAGAAGCAGCUCCUCCUGUGCAGAAAACUAGCCAUUAGGUAUGUGAGAUGUGGGGUUAUCCUGACAUCACUCUGGAUGUGAAACAGAUCAUGGGUGUGAGCCAUCCCUAUCCUCAAAGAGGUUGCUCAUCACCUGGGCCUGUGCUGAGGUGAGGUGGCCAGCUUGUGCAGUGCCAAGCAGCCUCACAAAGCUUCUUGAAUAUUAGUUGAGCAAAAUAAUUUAAUCCCUCAUCUCAAAGCUAGAGUUCUGAGUAGUUUGUAGAAAUAGAGGUCACAGGAAUCUUACCUUUUCUAGUGUAUAAGCUUUAUAUAAUUUUUGGGGUACCUAUAAUAGCCUAUGGGUGGGCUGGAGAGAAGCAAUGGGCUAGGGUACUUAACUUUUUAAACUCAGCUUUUAAUUCUGGAUUCUAUUGUGUGAAAUACUUACACACUGUUUUACCCUAACCUAGAAGGCAUACUGUGAUCACUGUUGGACGCCAAAAGGAACAAGAGAUUGCAGGAAGAAUACUUGGCCUUUAACUGCUGCUUUCUCAAAACCCAACUUCAAUGCACGUCACCACUGUGCCUGAUCAUUUAGUCAAGGUGGUAAAUCUAUUUACUAGCCCAGAGCUCAUCAGGCUUGUUUCCUUUGUUUAAACAGCUUCACGAGUCAGCCCUUACAAUUUGCAUCAGGUCUCUCUUGAUGGGACUGUUGCCUAGAUUGGCUUGAUCCUCAUUUUAAACUUCAAGCAAGUCUGACUGACACUGAUUUUCUUUUAGUUUUUUAGUGUAUGGUGUUAAUGCUGUAAGACACAGACUGUAGAAAAGUCAUGUUCUCCUGGUGUGUUCUUGUGCCUAUGGAGAGCUGCUUGUAGACCGAAAAGAGGCAUGUAUGUCUGGGGUGCUGUGGAUGGUGGUAUCUCCUUAUGGGGCCUGUUGGCUUUCAGGCUGGGGCUGGGGAGUGCUUAGGGAGGAAGAUAAGCUAGAAGAGCAAUGCCAUAAGUAAAAGCUAGGCUGGGAACUGACUAUUUGACCAAUAGCAUUUUAAAAAUACUACUUGUGGCCUUUCCCUUUUUCGCUUUUUACAUUGCCAAUGUGAACAUAGAAGUGAGGGAUCGCUUUCCUCGCUCUGUGCCUGGAAGUGCCUUGUGGGAGGUUUGUUGCAUGUUUGUUUUUAAAGAUAUUUUUGUACACAACAUUCAAGUGGAAAAAAGCACUUUAUAAUUGCCAUGUAAUGACUUUUAAAACUAUGGCUCUGUUUUUAUCUGAUUGUUAAAAUAAAGGUGGAACAAAAUGUUGGCCGUGUA
Melopsittacus undulatus (budgerigar) is the source of this 3985-nucleotide messenger RNA. It is a transcript of the gene PPP1R3B, whose product is annotated as protein phosphatase 1 regulatory subunit 3B. Gene Ontology annotation, biological process: regulation of glycogen biosynthetic process. The transcript has 2 exons. Gene Ontology annotation, molecular function: glycogen binding; protein phosphatase 1 binding. The record is from RefSeq and is a predicted model, not a curated record. Gene Ontology annotation, cellular component: protein phosphatase type 1 complex. NCBI's taxonomy places the organism in Eukaryota, Metazoa, Chordata, Aves, Psittaciformes, Psittaculidae. Bases 503 to 1363 code for a protein of 286 amino acids.